Messenger RNA from Sclerotinia sclerotiorum 1980 UF-70, 2253 nucleotides. RefSeq lists its product with no specific name. NCBI's taxonomy places the organism in Eukaryota, Fungi, Ascomycota, Leotiomycetes, Helotiales, Sclerotiniaceae. The record is from RefSeq and is a predicted model, not a curated record. The transcript has 6 exons. The coding region runs from base 1 to 2253 and encodes 750 amino acids.
AUGGCAUCAUCAGAAUACCCUCGAGAUCCGUUGCAGGGAGAUGAUCCUUUCUUCCCGCUUAAUUGGGAGCAUGACAAGCAGGAUGAUAGUUAUAGGGUAGUUGGAGGGUAUCAAAGAAAUGAGUUGUUCCUCUUCACCACGAGGGAGCUGAAAGAUCUAGAUGCCGUUUGUGAUAGGCCGUUGAAGAAAAGUACUUUGACUCCGGGGAUUAUACCGCUUUUGAGGAGGGAUAGGUGGGAGGAUAGACCGAGCACGGCGUGGUUAAGGACUGAUAGUAUACCAAUUAGGGGUGAUCCCCAGGGUGGAAAAUGGCAAUCGAGUAACGAUAGAGUUUGGGACGUUCUAAAACCAAUAGUCACACUUGCGUCAAAAUAUAUAAUGUCCUCUAAGAAUUUACCAUGGCUCGAUGCGCUACUCCUAGGACCCCGCCGUCCCGUCGUCCAAGAUCGAUACCCCCCCGGCGCAAAAAUCCAAAAGGAGUUCCAUACCUUUCAUCCUCGCGAGGGCCCGUGGACCGCUGAACGCGAAAGGGAAGUUGAGACUGAGAGAGAGAGAGUUUUCAUUGGAUUGAUGAAUGAGAUGGAUUUUAUGUUUUCGUAUUUUUACAGUCAUCAGAAUGCGAGGGAUAAUGAUCCGCCUAAUCAUGAUCCUAAUUAUCCGGUUAAGAAGUGGGGUGAUCCUUUGGGUGUUACGACGGUUAAUGCUUGGGAGAUGGUGGUGAAGAAGGUACCGGGUGCUAAGGUAUGUGGUACUCAACGUCAUGUUUGCUUGUUUGAAGUUCUUUGCGUACUAUUCUUUGUACUGGACCAAAACUUAUCAUCUCAGUGGCGAGUUCAAACUUUUAUCAAUGUGCAAGCUUUGGAAGCCCUCUUCUUUGAUUCUGACGAUCUUUCAGAUUCCGAGGCCGCGGCUUUAAGAUUUCGUUGUGCUACUACUAUGCAUGGAGGAAUCGACAGCAAAAGACCCAGCAACCAUCGAAGUCGCCGUAUACUAACCCAAUUCGCCGAAGUACAAUUUCCCUCUUUCACCAGCAAAUCCCACGCUGCCUCGGGCCAGGCUGUUCUCAUUGAUCCCCCGAUACAAAACUGGAGCGAUUUUCAUCCCAUCGGCGUUCAAUUUCUAGAGGACGUGCAUAACCAAGACUUUUGGGAUUUAAUGGUUCGCAGCUUUGGGGGCCGGAUUUUGCAAUACCAAACCAUCAAGGAAGGGACGAGGAUAUUUUAUGAACCGGGAUCUUAUAGGCCCUUUACCAUUCUCAAGGGAGAUAGAUUAGAUCCUGUUUCACAUGAUCCGUAUGAGAAUGAUGAGGCGCUCAUGGUGAAUACUAUGCUGGAUGUGAAAGCGCGCAUGACGCAUACGCCAGCGGAGAAGAAACUUAUGGCAUUUGUGACGAAAAUAGCUGAAAGCGCGAAGACGGGCAAGGCAUUUUGGAAGGGAAUGGAAUCGCAGCUUCGGACUGUGAGGGAUAUUAUACAGGUUUUAGUUCAGAGGGAACGCGUGGAUUUAAUCGAGACGUUCUGGAAAAGGUUCGGAAGGAAGUUUAAGGAGGGAGAAUUGGGGAGGAAACUGAAUGUUUCGUAUAAUAUUCUGGAGAAAUGUCAAGCGUUGCUCUUUGUUCCAAGUCAGAAGGGCGUUGAGUCAAAUUAUCCUCUGGAACAGAAGGAGUUUGAUAUGUUGAUGGAAACGGCAACGACAAUACAUUUGCAAAAAGAUUUUGAGACAGGGAAACAGAUGUGUUUGAAAUUGCUUUCAGAUCGGUAUAUCGGAUCGUUUGUUAAAAGUGCGGCGAAAUUUCUGAUUGCCAGUUGUGAAGCAGAGAGUGCUGGAGAUGUGGACAAGUUGUCAUUGCCCCUCCGACAUAAAUGUUGGAAAGCAGCCGAGCAAGGCUUGGAAAGACUAAUUUGGUUGCACGAGGAAGUUACUCGGAGUUCGGAUGGGUGGCAGGCGGCGUUCGACGAUUAUAUUAAAUGGGGAGGGUCGUUGGUGGCGAAAUUUACUAUUGUGGCGGCGACUGUUCUACCUGAGGGUGUUGAACAUAUGGAAGAUGUACAGUUAACGGGUGGUAAUGCGGGAAGAUUGGGCAGAGUAGAAACUAGAAAGAGGACGAGGAGUGAAAUAGAAGAUUGGGUUAAUGAUGAGAUGGAAGAUGUUAUUUAUACGAAUCCUGAGGAGUGGCAGUCUGCGGCAAAUUUCAGAAAAUAUAAGAAGAUGAAGCUUUUGAUUCAAAACCCGGGUAAGACGCCUCCUGAAUAA